UACUAGUGUGGUGGGUGAUAUUACGUGUUUUUUAACAAUCCCAAAUGAAUACUGAUUUAUGGCGUUACGAAUUCUUCAAUUCAGCACUCUGUUUGCAAUAGGAUUUUACUUCAGCCCAACGUUAUGUAAGUUUCUCCAUGAAUCCGAAAGCUUAAAAGGGGCAGAACGAUUAUAUGUGCGGGCUUUAGAUUAUCCAGAAACGACUCUCUCCAUCAACCUAAUCGAUCCUAAGGAUGUAAUAGUUUUAAAGGGACAAGGUACGACACUAAGGUGUGACGCAAGAUCCUCCUCAAAGGGCUUAGAGGUAACUUGGUUGCAUAAUAGUUCUCCAGUACCCUCGAAUGACACUAGAUGGAGCCAGCAGGAAGAUGGCUCCCUCUACGUACCGAAAAUUCUCUCAGGGAAAAGAGCCAAUGGGGUGACUGGAGAAUACCAAUGCCUCGUUAGGAAUAGAGUGGGCGCCUUACUUUCAGGGGUGGCAAAGUUGAGGGUUGCAUCAAUGGAUCGCAAUUUCACCAAGAACCCGAACAACCUUUCUGUCCCGGAAUCUCAACCGGGCGUUCUUCAAUGCAGCAUACAUUCAGUACCUCCUGCUGAAAUUCAGUGGGAAUUCAAUAAUCAACCUCUACCUCAGCACACAAGAUAUGUUCCUCUGCCCAACGGGGCUUUGUUAAUUUCAAAAACUCAGUUUUCCGAUGCAGGAUCUUAUAGAUGUAAAGCAACAAAUAAUAUACUUAAUGUUACUAAGUACAGCAGAACAGCUCUACUGACAGUGUCCCCAGCAUUGAGGCAGUUGACGGCACCGACUUUUCUACCUCUUGACAUUUCACCCAAUAAUACCGUUUACGUUGGUGAAAACCUAAAUUUAUAUUGUGCUGUGAUGGGCUGGCCUAUACCGACAGUACAAUGGCUUAAUAGCCACAGAGUAGUAGUAAGUAACAGGACCGAUCUGCCGAUAAAUACCUCCAAGGCUCUCGUGUCAGACAAUUACACUUUAUAUGUGCGGGCUUUAGAUUAUCCAGAAACGACUCUCUCCAUCAACCUAAUCGAUCCUAAGGAUGUAAUAGUUUUAAAGGGACAAGGUACGACACUAAGGUGUGACGCAAGAUCCUCCUCAAAGGGCUUAGAGGUAACUUGGUUGCAUAAUAGUUCUCCAGUACCCUCGAAUGACACUAGAUGGAGCCAGCAGGAAGAUGGCUCCCUCUACGUACCGAAAAUUCUCUCAGGGAAAAGAGCCAAUGGGGUGACUGGAGAAUACCAAUGCCUCGUUAGGAAUAGAGUGGGCGCCUUACUUUCAGGGGUGGCAAAGUUGAGGGUUGCAUCAAUGGAUCGCAAUUUCACCAAGAACCCGAACAACCUUUCUGUCCCGGAAUCUCAACCGGGCGUUCUUCAAUGCAGCAUACAUUCAGUACCUCCUGCUGAAAUUCAGUGGGAAUUCAAUAAUCAACCUCUACCUCAGCACACAAGAUAUGUUCCUCUGCCCAACGGGGCUUUGUUAAUUUCAAAAACUCAGUUUUCUGAUGCAGGAUCUUAUAGAUGUAAAGCAACAAAUAAUAUACUUAAUGUUACUAAGUACAGCAGAACAGCUCUACUGACAGUGUCCCCAGCAUUGAGGCAGUUGACGGCACCGACUUUUCUACCUCUUGACAUUUCACCCAAUAAUACCGUUUACGUUGGUGAAAACCUAAAUUUAUAUUGUGCUGUGAUGGGCUGGCCUAUACCGACAGUACAAUGGCUUAAUAGCCACAGAGUAGUAGUAAGUAACAGGACCGAUCUGCCGAUAAAUACCUCCAAGGCUCUCGUGUCAGACAAUUACACUUGUAUGGCCUACAAUACCGUGGAUCGUAUCACGAGAAUCUAUAGGGUGGAAGUUCACCAGAAACCGCAGUUUAACGUUACCCCUAUAUCUAAGUCCUAUCCUGCAGCGCAAACCGUUAGAUUAGACUGUCAGGCUUUCGGCGUACCUGAUCCGAAGAUAUACUGGUUGAAAGACGGUCGACCGCUUACCCACGAUACCAGGAUUAAGAAACAGCCGACGGGUUUGGUUUUCAGUCAUACGUUCAACAGCGAUUCAGGUAUUUACCAGUGCAUAGCUGUGAACUCGGCUGGUAAGAUAUGGACCGCGGCGCAGAUAGAGAUAAACGUUUCUCUUAGUCCUAGGCCACCUGAAAACGUACAAUGUCGCUCCUACGACGCUACAAGUAUCUGUUUGAAUUGGAAACCACCAGGGAAUGUUUCAGUCCAGGCUUACAGCGUGCAUUCCUUUUACAGAGCACAAGGAUUAGAAAAGAAGGAAGUUAUAGGACCUGAAUAUGUUACAAACAUGACCCAUUUCCAAGCAGGGGGUCUCGAUAGCAGUACAAAUUAUACCUUUUAUAUUCGUACGUACUCCAAAGCCGCCAGUGAACGCUCCGAGAAAGUCAUGUGCGCGACGGGUGUCAAAGGCAACCGCAAUCUAGAUAUAACCCCCGUUAACGCAGACUCGGUAUCGUUGAAGUGGUCGGAAAUUAGUACGGACGUGUCUUGUGACGGAGCUAAAGGUUUUUACAAAGUACAAUGGAAGCGCGAGGCACACUCCUCGAUCAAUGUCGAACGUACCUUAAAACGCAAACAUGUCAUUACUGGACUUUUACCUGGUACAAACUAUGAAUUUCGAGUCACAUCUACCUCAUACAUCAAGGACUUAGACCCUUGGACACCAUAUACUCACUCGAAGAUAGACAAUGUAUAUGUAGCUAGCGAAGAAACGGAGAACACCACCGAUAGUACAGAUACGGUUCCGGUACCGCCGGGACAGUUAGAAGGCACACCGCAAUCACCCACGUCUAUUAAGUUGAGUUGGUUGGACGUAAGCCAGAAAAAAUUCUACAUGGUUUGCUACGUGUUGGUUAAAGAAGAGAAAAAAUGCGAAGACGGCAAGUUGUUAAAGAGUUAUUCAAACAAAUUGGUAGUUUCCAAGUUGAAACCGAACACCACUUACGAAUUCAAAGUUCGAACCCACAAUUUGGAAGGAAUAUCUGGGUCUUUCUCCAAAUCGAUAGAAGUCCAAACACCCGCGGACGUACCUUCCGCAGUCCUAGACCUGAAGUACAAAGUAAUAAACGAGAGCACCGUCUGCUUGCGCUGGCAGGCCCCGGCCCACAAAAACGGCAAAUUGCAAAAGUACAUUAUAUCCUACACCCCCGACAGGGACCGGCCCUUGGAGGAAUGGGCGGACGUGACAGUUCCCUCUUACCAAAGAAAAUCUACCGCCUGCUGGUUGGGCGAGCAAGAUAUGGUUUCCACUUUCCUGGGAAAUUUAACUUCUGAGAAUCGGUACAUGGUUUUAGUCAGGGCCACCUCGGACGUUGGUAUCGGGAAGCCCACCGUUCCUAUAGUCGUCACGACUAAUCUCGGCAGCGAC
Messenger RNA from Anoplophora glabripennis (Asian longhorned beetle), 3403 nucleotides. Its product is annotated as protogenin-like. Gene Ontology annotation, molecular function: protein binding. The annotation marks the transcript as partial. The record is from RefSeq and is a predicted model, not a curated record. NCBI's taxonomy places the organism in Eukaryota, Metazoa, Arthropoda, Insecta, Coleoptera, Cerambycidae. The transcript has 20 exons. Gene Ontology annotation, biological process: cell-cell adhesion.